Molecule: messenger RNA, 1836 nt
Organism: Brassica oleracea var. oleracea
Lineage: Eukaryota; Viridiplantae; Streptophyta; Magnoliopsida; Brassicales; Brassicaceae
Product: putative FBD-associated F-box protein At1g05080
Exons: 3
Coding region: 80-1462 (460 amino acids)
Molecular function (GO): protein binding
Source: RefSeq, a predicted model, not a curated record
AAAAGAGCUAAGAGUUUUUGGUUAAAACCUCGUGAUCUCUAUUAUUAGCUAGGUUUGCUCGUGAGAAAAGAUCUUAAACAUGGCUAACAAAGCUGCAACUUGUCAAGAAAUUAAAGAAAAAGUUUGUGAAGACAGGAUUAGUGUUUUACCUGAUGCGUUACUUGUGCAAAUAUUGUUGCUUCUUCCGAUUAAAGAAGCAGUAGCCACAUCGAUUUUGUCAAAACCAUGGCGUUGCAUCUGGACGUUGAUGCCUAAACUCGUUUGCAAGGAUACCAAGCACACAAACAGCAAAAGCGUCUGGUGGUUUUUUGAACAGUCAUUGCAACUUCACAAGUCACCUAUACUAGAACACCUAGAAGUUAAACUCGGUUCAAGAUGUCCAGCUGACGUAGAUGUCGGAAAACUGAUUUUAAAAGCUGUUGAACGCAACAUUCGAUUGCUAGACUUCAACCUAAAGUGGUCAGCAAAGCCUAUAAGCUUGCCUAAGACACUUUAUACUUGUAAAACGCUCAAGAAAUUGAUUCUCUCAAACAAGAUUCUCAUAGAGCUUCCCUUUGAAGUUUUCCUCCCCUCGCUUAUUAAACUGGAGCUUUUCAAUGUGGCGUAUAAAGACGAGGGUUCACUUAUUAGGCUUUUAUCAAGUUGUCCUGUUCUCAAAACUUUGAUUGUGGUCCGAGAGAAGAAUGACAAUGUGAUCAAGUUCAGUGUGAAAGUGCCUUCUUUAAAUAGUUUAGUUUAUAUUAAUAAUAAUGAUGACGAUGGAGUAUGUGGUUGUGGUUGUAGUAGUAGUAGUAGUAGUGGGUCUUUGAUUAUAGAUUCCCCACAGUUGAAGUAUCUUCGCGUCAAUGAUUUUUCUGAAGAUGGUUGCUCGAUAGAGAGUAUGAGUCCUAACCUUACCAUGGCCAGAGUAGACGUUGGUUCUCCCCCUAAUGAAAAUUUCUUGACAUAUCUUUCUUCUGUCAAGUUUCUCCAUAUGACUUGGAUCGAUGAAACGGAAGUAUUCUGUAGUUGCGUCAACUACUCUCAACUGAUAGAGUGUAUGCUACGUCCAUGUCGCGCGGAAUAUUGGGUAGAAUCAGUUAUGCUGUUGCUUGACAACUCUCCUAAUCUUAAAGUUCUUAUGAUCGACACUAAGGGCAUAGGUGAAUCCGAUGAUCUCCGUCGUUGGAGUUAUGUUCCAGAGUGCUUGUCGUCUCAACUCGAGAUUUUGGAAUGGAAAAAAUAUGGAGGGACGAGAGACGAGAAGCAGCUCUUGGAGUAUAUCCUUGCAAGCUCCAAGUGUUUGAAGAGAGCAGGAAUCUCCAUGAGGUAUAGCAAGGACUGCAAUGAUAAAAUGAAAAAGAAGUUGAGGAAAGAGUUAAAAUCCAUGCCUAGGGCUUCAGUAUCUUCUGAGCUUUUGUUUCCUGCUAAAUUUAAAUGGAGAUCAUCAGUGGCACAACAUUGUCUUUUUGACCUGUUUUAGUUUUACAUUGGUUGACUAGACAAGUGCUUGUGAAUUUUAGUUUUGGUUCGUUAUCUUUCUUUCUUUUUAAUUGAUUUUUGCAGUGACAUUUAGUCCGGUUUUCAACAAAAGUCUUUCUCUUCUUCAAUUCAGCUCAAGAAAAUAUUCCAUAUUCUUUUCUUCAAUUUAACUGCAUAAUCUCAAAUAUAUACCUUACCACAAAAAGAAAAGAUUUUAUAUCAGUUUGCAAAAAAAAUAUAUAUAUAUAUAUAUUUUAAGUAGAGGCAGAGAGAGUUUAUAUAGAUAGAGAAGAGAGUGUACUACAGAGAUUUAGCUUUUUAAAGAGUGUAGCAGAAACACAAUAGUUGUUCCAUCAUCAUCAUAACAAGAAGAAA